Vespa mandarinia (Asian giant hornet) is the source of this 3035-nucleotide messenger RNA. It is a transcript of the gene d4, whose product is annotated as double PHD fingers d4. The record is from RefSeq and is a predicted model, not a curated record. Gene Ontology annotation, biological process: nervous system development. Gene Ontology annotation, cellular component: nBAF complex. Lineage: Eukaryota; Metazoa; Arthropoda; Insecta; Hymenoptera; Vespidae.
UUUUUACACUUGACUAUGUUAGUUACACUUCCGAAAAGAAGGAGUCCAAGCGGCAAAGUAGGAGCAGCAGAGGCUUGCUCAAAGAUGACAGCUGUUGCUAUCUCUCCUGCUUCUCAUGGAAUUAUUCAAGUAGUUAACGAAAGUAAUUUACUUAAAAUAGAAAGUUUUCUCAAUGACACUGCAUACAGGGAAGCCAUUGAAAACUCGUCGAAUUAUAACAGUCGAUUAUGCAGAGAAAGGAGGUUACGUAUGCCCUUUCUGGACUCACAGACGGGUGUAGCGCAGAAUCAUUCUACGCUUUUCAUGUCCUCGAGAGAAAGGCUACCGGGAUUAUUACACGGACAAAUUUAUACAUAUCCAAGCAAACGAUGGAGGAAAAAGAGGCGUCAAUAUUUAAUGCAUUAUUUACAUCCAAAACGUGGACCGAGAGGUGACACAGAAGAUGGAUCUGAAGGUGUAGAGACUAUAACACAUGUCAAUGAUGAUAGUAAAGAAUCAGUUGGACUUAAAGAUGAACAUAGUAAAGAUGCAUGGUAUUAUGAUGAACAAGACAUGUUGGAUAUGGAUGCAUAUGAAGAACCUGAUCCAGAUAGUGAUUAUGAUUAUGAAGAAAGUUACAGUAGUAAAAGGAAAAGGAGAAAACACAGAGGUGGUGGUCAUCAUCCUGCCAGAAGUCAUCCACCAACCACGGAUAGUCCUGGGACCAAACGUACAAAGGGUGGGGGACGUGGCCGUAAGAAAACUAACUAUGAUGCUGUUGACUCCGAUAAGCCAUUCGUUUGUGACCUAUGCAGCGCACGGUAUAAAACCAGACCUGGUCUGGUCUACCAUUAUGGUCAUUCCCACUCUACUUCCUCUGGUGAUCCUGCUAAGGAACUAAGUCCCAGUCCUGCCGAAGUUGAACCUAGGAGCGUUGCAGACACCGCUGCUUCGAACCAGCCAGGUGGUACACGUCGGGGUCGUCAGAACACUACUACCUCGAGUACCUCGAGUCCCUCUCCCGCAGCACCAGCUGCCCCUGCUGCGGGAGCCACAACGCAGCCGCAACAACCAGCACAGUUGCCACCAGCUCAGACGCCCAUCGCACCAACAUCGCCUACUAUACCACCACCUAAGGAAGAUCAUCUACCAGCAGUAUCAUCUCCUGGUGGUACCGCUGUACCUUCUCCUUCCUCAGUUAGACCCGAGGGUGGACCACCAACGCCUGGACCUGCUGAGAAAAAGCCUGGAAAAUCCGCGCAACCCUCUCCCUACUGUGACUUUUGUUUGGGCGAUGCAAGAGAGAAUAAAAAAACUGGUGGAUCAGAGGAAUUGGUCUCUUGCAGUGAUUGCGGUCGCUCAGGGCAUCCAACAUGUUUGCAAUUCACUGCGAACAUGAUCGUUUCUGUUCGCAAGUACAGGUGGCAGUGUAUCGAAUGCAAAUGUUGCUCCAUAUGUGGCACUUCUGACAACGACGAUCAGCUGCUGUUCUGUGACGACUGUGAUCGUGGAUACCACAUGUAUUGUCUGUCUCCACCUCUCGCAUCUCCUCCUGAGGGCUCCUGGUCUUGCCGUCUGUGCAUAGCAGAAUUUCAUCGCCGUGAUUAAGUCUGAUAUCGUAGAUAAGUCACGCGGUUCUCUAUCUAUCGCUGUUGUUGUGGUGGUGCGACUACGGUUGUCCUUUGAAUUAGGAGAGUAUUAUUUAGAUACAAACCACCCCCUCUCCUAUCCUCUCCUCUCACCCUCUCUCCCACUCCACUACACCUGACUCUCAAUCGCUCCCACCCAUAUUUCCACUUCCAUCCCCUCCCCCAUCCUACCCCAUACUGUAUCUACUAUCCUAUCCUCGUACUCGAUUCCAUUUCCAUAUGUAUAGUAUUAUCGUAGAUUUCAACGAUUUAUAUAUCCCCAUCAUCCAAGAAUUCUUAUCAAUUCUCAUUGAAACAACAAAAUAAGAGAGAUUUUAAUUCCUAUAACGAGAUAUGUAUAUCUAAACGUUUGCCAUUCUUUUAUUUUAUUUUAUUUUUUUUUAUUUUUUUUUUUUUUUUUUAUUAUAAUUUUUUUUUUUAUUUUUUUUUUUUUAACUGUAUUUAUAAGAAAGAACAAUUAGAGAAAGAGAAUUUUAUACGUAGCUUCGUUGUUUAUUAGAAAUACAUCUCUCAGGCACUGCUGGAUCUCAGAAAGCUAAAAAUGUAAUAAGUGUAUUUAUGGUUUCUUUUUUGUUUUUUGUUUUUUUUUUGCUUUUUUGGAUUUUUUUUUUUUUUUUUUUUUUUUUUUUUUUUUUUUUUUUUUUUUAUAAGGUAGCUCUUACAAAUAGUUAUAUAAGCUUCUCUCAUAAAACAGACCGUGCAAACAAAGGUCCUACAAGAAAACGGACAAAGAGAUUAAUUGUUUUAAGUGAAAUAAAGGGAGGGGAAUAUAUAUAUAUAUAUAUACAUAUAUGUAUGUAUGUAUAUUUCUAUCCAAAUAUUUCGACUUAAAAUAAUACAUGAAAAUAUGACAAAUGUAUUUUUUUUAAUCGUUUUUAGAACUCGAACACAUAUAUAAUAGACUCUAUAUAUAUUGAAUGCUGUAACAAAAUGACAUGAAUUAGUUUUAAGUAAAAUGAUGAUUAAUAGAACGAUGCUCUCCUAGUUCUGGAUCAAUCUAUAUUUAGCCACUGACACUUAAUAUGUUUGGUUGCUUUUACAAUUUUAAACGAAACGAAACGAAAUGAAACGAAACGAAACGAAACGAAACUAAACUAAACUAAACUAAACUAAACUAAACUAAACUAAAUGAAAUGAAAUGAAAUGAAAUGAAAUGAAAUGAAAUGAAAUGAAACAAGAAAAAGAAAAAAAAGAAGAAGAAGAACAAACCAAGAUAAUAUUUAAAAAUUCAACAAAACUUUUUGGUGAUCUCAAAUUUUCAUACUAACUCUUAGCUCCUCGCUAUUAACUUGGAUACAUUAAAUCCAAGUAUCAUGGAAGAUGCAAAAGUAAAAGUAAAGCAAAGCAAAGUAAUUGAAAAAAAAAAAAAAAAAAAAAUCAAUGAUAUUCUAGAAAGGAAAAAAAAAA